Wasmannia auropunctata (little fire ant) is the source of this 6461-nucleotide messenger RNA. RefSeq lists its product as uncharacterized. Lineage: Eukaryota; Metazoa; Arthropoda; Insecta; Hymenoptera; Formicidae. The transcript has 9 exons. The record is from RefSeq and is a predicted model, not a curated record. Bases 1018 to 5556 code for a protein of 1512 amino acids.
CAUAUUUUUAUUUCCAUUUUUAUUUUAGAUUAUUUAUUUAAAAAAGCUAAAAGAAGUAAAAUAAAAGAACUUACAGUUAACUUAUAACUUGUAUGACUAAUAUGUAAGUAACUAAAAUAAAAAUAGAUCGUUGAAGGCUUUAUGAAAUACCGGCAAUUUCGUAAUCUAAACUAUGAGCUCAUUUCUAUUUCCAUACUGGUUCGCUGCUAGCAGUUUCGCUUAAACAUUGAUUAUCGCAUCAUUCAACAAUUAUAUUCGCAAUGUUAAGUAUACGGUAAUUACAUCACACGCACAUGCGCGUGCAUGUUACAACGAAGAAAGUUUUUAGUGCAGACUUUUUUUUUCGAUUUUCGAUUUGCCGCGAGGGGUUCGCUUUCAACUUCUUUGGCGCGACCGUGAAUUUCCGCGCAAGAAAAAAAAAAAGAGAAAUGCAUGUGUGCGUCCGACACAGCAGAAAGAGAAGAUGGGACAAGGGGGGCGUGCAUCGCGUGCGAAGCGUAAUUUCUCCCUUUUUCGUGUGUUCUGUUGCCAUAAACGCGGAGUGAAAGACACACUCGAUGCACAGUGCGUAUACGAGGAACGAUCGAUGAAAAUCGAUAGGAGACUUCUGACGAAAAAAAAAGAAAAAAAAACACCACACGUAGAACGGUUGACAUGUAGCGCACGAAGCUUCGCAAUUAUUGCCUUCCCUUUCGCGAGCGCGAGCGUCUCUUCGCUCCCCCCUAUAUGUAUUAUUUGCAUCGCGAGACUUUGUUCAACUUUAUCGAACCAAAACUGCUAAAGUAUACCGUUGGCUGUUUAAUACUUAAUUGCCCUUCUUUCAACCCUCCCCCUCCCCCGCCCUCGUCCCUUUCAACCGCAAUUAUUACUGCAGCGCGUGUCCUGCGAAUGCAAGGGAGGAGAAGGAUGCCGUUCAUCUGAAUAAUUUGAAAUGCGGGACACGAAAUGUUCCAAGGACGUGCGUAUCGAACUUUCGGAAAAAUCCUCGAGUCUGAUUGUGUCACUUGAUAAAGAAAGAUGCGUUCGCACAAUCGGCACCUGUCCAUCGCGCUGAAGCCGCGGAAGAGGAAGCUCUCGAAGGACAAGUCCAGUCAGACGCACGUGACUAGAACCCGUUGGCCCAGGGUCACGAUAACCCGCGGCAAAAAGCUGCGCGGCAAGUCUAGCGACACCAAGAUGCGCUUGACCCGAUUCGAUGGAUGCUCCACGGUUAUCGAUGCGAGUGACUCCAACGUCAUCGCCUGCGACAUCGUCGAGCUCUUUUGCGAGAACAGCGACGCCAGCAAUGAAGGAAGGACGGCAUGUCCGCAAAUUUCCAGCUCGACGGAGCUCGAGGAGGACGAGGCCGACGUGUGCGCCACGUGCAAGGACUGCGCGGAAUGUCAGCUGCAGCAGCAGGACGGCGCCGCGAGGAUACGUAACAUCGAAGGCGGCCUGAUGAGCGACCGAGACGUAGAACCGGCGAAACGUCCGGAUUAUUACAUGGGUGACGGCCUCGACGUCGUGAAGACGGCCUCCACGUCGGGCACGGUCGAGCACUCGAUAGAGUACGGGGAAGCUCCAGUCCUCGUGGAUCUGACCAGCGAGGAGUCUAAGCAAGCUGCCUGGAAGCAGACAAUCCUGAAGCGAUUCGGCGAAGCCGAAGAGAGCUCAGAGAUGUCGGAACCUCGCAUCAUGAUAGCCGACAGUUCCAGCAGACUGCAACGCGGCGGCACGGGCAGCAGUCUGGCGACCGCCUUGAGGGAUCGUGGUCCUUGCGUGAUCCCUGUGCAACCUAAUCGCUCGCUACCGAUCCGACCUGCGCCACCGACGCCGACGAGGUCAGCGGCGUCGAUAGUAACGUUACGGAAGACACGCUCGCCGAUCCUCAAGCUGUCGAAAUCCGCGAGUCUGGACAUGGUCGAGUUGCAAUCGAACGUAUCUCCGAGCAUCAGCUCGUUGACCAACGAGUUGAAUGAAUUCCCUUUCGGGCAGCAGGAUGGGAACGGAGACGGAAUGAUGCUUACGAGCGAGUUCAUCGAUCGCUCGGACUACAUUCUUCCAGAUAUGACUAAUGUCGUGCAGAUUGCCAAAGAAGUCAACAGCGUUAAAAGGAAGAACGGCGAAGACCAGGACAAGGAGUACGACAAAGAAAUUACCAAGGAUGUGAAGAAACGGAGAAAAUCUCACGAAGUCGACGCCGGUCAUAUACGCGACGAACGUGUCAAGAAUAUUUUGAAGGAGUACUCUAGAACUUGUUCCGGUAAUUUGGCCGACAAAGGAGAAAGAAAAUUGCAGCAGCACGUGGUGGUGAGGCUGUGGGAUGACAAGAGAUACUCGUCACCGGUCGUGGUGUCGACAACGGAGCCGGAGACAGAAAAGAAGGAAGUCUGCAACAAAGUCGUGCCACCUUUAAGAUUGAAGAAGGUUGUGCGCGAAGCGAGCACCACCGACGAAUACCGACGUAACAUCGAGAUGAACGCCGAGACGGGAAACGAGUCCAACUAUCGCAUCGUCACCGGCGCUACGCCACGUCCGGAGUCCCCGUCCGGAUACUCCGCUUUCUGGAGCAACGUGGCCUCGGAGAAGGAGCUCGAAUCGUCGACGGGCAAUGCGCGGGACAAGAGCCGGCGAUUCGCGCCGAAGAGCGACGGGUACAAGAUCAAGUACCGUCGCAACCGGUUGCGCCAGAAAUUGCGGGAACUUCGCGGUAAGGCGUUAGAGCUCUCGCGAGAGAUGACCGCGUGCAACAACGCCGCCGACACGAGCCCGCAGCGCAGCACUCGGCUGCGGCAGAUGAUGAAUUGCUACGAGAAGCAGAUCGAGAACAUCUCGAAGCUGCUGUGCAAAUUGUCCGCCUCCAUACCGCCGACGACCGACGACGUCGUCGAUCUUGAUUAUGAGAACGAGCUGAACGAGCGCAUGUCAGUCGAGAAAACCGCUGUCGAGAGUGACGUCGCGCAGGUAAAUGGAAUAUCCAGAAGCAGCGUUUCCCCGUCCCCUUCCCCGCCGAAACUGUCGCCGCGUUCUCCCAUCGACUACGAGAAAGGGAAAUCGCCCGACGCAAUGAGAAACAGUCCGCCGGUGUUACCCAGAGUUUACAUAGCAAUUCAACCGAGUGCACUCGAGUGUCUGAAGAAAAAUCUGGCUGUCGUCAAAAGCUGGCACAAAGGCGACAGCUCGCUGGGCUCGCCGAUCCAGAAGGAAGUCAAGGUGAACGAUACGGAUCAAACGAUAAUACGGGACGACGUAAUAGCGCCAGCUCUAUCCCCGGUUUCGUCGUCCGAGUUUGAAGAUCCGAGAAACAGUACGGCGGAGUGGCACGAAGAGGAACCUCUGCCGAAACUGAAGAAUCCGGAAAUCGAGGAGAAAAUUCCGGAGGACACUAAAACGUUUGGCGACAUUGAGGAGCAUCGUCAAACGUCACCGACGAUACCUUCAGACAGCUUCCUAGAUUCGACGAUGGACAUCGAGAUAGACGGAAGCGAUAUGCCAGACACGAAGGAGGUCGCUCAAGGACAUCUCGACGAAGUGACACAGGCUUCGGAAAUCGUCGCGAAUAAACAAGUCGCCUGCGAGAAACAGGAGCUGGAACAGAAGUCGAGCGAGGCUCUGCCGGCUAAUCCGUCGAUCAUGGAGGAAACUAGGAAAACAACGGAAUAUGGGACUUACAGCUCGGAGGAAAGGAUCAACGGCAAGAACAGGGUGGUCACGAGCACAGUCAUGGCUGCACAGGAAGCGUCAACGAUAAUUGGACGGCCGCAAGUGCCCGCCGCCAAUGUGACUAACAUCGUGCAGCUGCAGUCGAAUUAUUACGGUCCGUCUGUCGCACGCGAGAACGUCGUUUUCACGGACGUCAUACAAAAUUCGAGGGACGUGCAGAAGGUAAUGUCAAGCAUAAAUCAAUCUACGGCCUUGGAUCCAAUAAUACCUCUAGGAUUCGCUCAAUCUAGGUCUACCGUCAGCAGCUCAAAUCAACAAUGUAUCGUUCUGCCUAAUAGCUGCAAUAAAGCUCAGGAGAGUACGACCAGUCAGCGAAACGACGGAAGUCGCAUUAUGACGGAGCAAUUUCCUACGUUGGGCAAUUGGGUAGCGCGAAUGUCGAAGAAACAAGCUGCCAAAUCGAAAUCUAAAUUACAAUCCGGAAUAAGCUUACCGACAGCAUCAACGGCGGAGGCCACUCGCAUCCCCGGAUUGGAGACGCAAAAGAUCCGCUCGAGUGCAUCAAGUAACGCGACUCGAAACAACAUAGUCAACGUAGCGCCGCAAUGGAAUACGGAAAGGUGGCAGCGUCAGCAGCAUCAGCAACGUCAGCAGCAAUUGUACGCGUCGUCGGCUGCGCCUCCUGUGAGACCGGGCAUCUGUCCACCCAUCUCGGUUACCCAGUUCUAUCCAUCUAAUUAUGCGAUCGAUCCUUACGGCGCGGCUUUCGGCUACCACUCGGCGGUAUGCCCGUACGGCGAUUACCCCUAUCACUCUCGCCUGCAUGCCACCGCACCGCCGAUAAGCGGCUAUCAAAUAGGCCCUUUGCAAGAUCCGCACGCCUCUUCGCUCCGUCAGAUGCAGCAUCUCGACAAACGUUACCCGGCGCAUCUGCAAGACACGGCGUCUCGCCACUUCACCACGGAUCUCCUCAAGUAUUCCGGCACCCUAUCCGCGGGCGGCUAUCAGCCGGCGGCGGCCGCCGCCGCCGCCGCCGCCGCUGCCGGCCUGGACUACGAUCGUCUGAGGACGGCGACGGCUGCCACGCAAAACGGCACCGCGUCGGCUUGUCUGCCACCCCUGCUGCUACCGCCGCCUCCGCCGUUAGCGGCCCCCGCGCAGCAAUCACUGGCACGCACCUCCCUGGCCGGCUAUCCCGCGAGCAACGGCCAGUGCGGCAGGAACAGAAUGAUCCCGGAUGUCGUCGCCGCGGCGGCAGCUGCCGCGGUGGUCGCGGCGGCUUCCUUCGGCCGGCAGCGCGGCACGCUGCCGUCGUACGGAAGAACCGACACGGAAAUGGUACCCGGAGGAAUCGGCGGUGUCAUGGAUAACGAAUCGUCGCAGCUGAUAGCGACGAACAGGGUGGCGAAUCGCGAACGGUUGCCGCAGGAGCAGGUACAACCAUCCGUCGGUGGUGUCAACGUGGAUUCGCGAUUGAAUAACGGCGGUUACCGGCAACUGCAGAAUUUAUUAUUGGACCGAUUGCCUUACGUGAAAGCGGACGAUGCCUAUUCCCAGUCGUCGACAGCGAUUUUCGACGACAACGCACAGGAGCCGACGGCAGCAUCCUCGGCGCCACCCACGUCGACGUACAAGCCCGCAACGAUCUUGCCGUCUAGCAGCGCGCUGGCCGCCAAGGAACCCGCGCGGAAAGAGAAUCGUAACUGCGAAACGCCACAUUUGGGUAAGGUGAAUCGCACUCAGGAGACUACGAGCAAUCUGGAGUGCUCCAACUGCGGCCUCACCGGGUCCAUGUUCAAGUGCCUGGGCUGCGAGACGGCCUUCUACUGCGACGAGAGGUGCCAAACUCGUCACUGGAACAUCCACGUGGAGAAAUGUCCCAAGAGAAUGCCUAAGCUAAAAAAACUGAUCUGAGAGAGCUAUCGUGAAAAUUAUACGGGAAUCCGCAAAAAAACAAAUUCAGUGUCUGUAAAAUAUUAAUGAAGUCAUUUAUUGUGUUGGUCAUUUAAUGACCAACACAAUAACCAAGAAAAAAAAACGAAGGAAGUGUGUUGUCGUUUCGAUUUACAUGUAUUUUCACUGAUAAUUUAUGUAUCUCUAGUCAAUGUACUAUAAAUUAUAACGAAUGCGAAUUCUGUGUCUUGCAGUCGCAUCGGAUUUACACCACGAAUGUGAUAAAAGUGCCUGGUCGUAAGAUAAACGCUUACUGUAAUUUUAUGGUACUUCGCUCACGGUCUCUGAUGUUCUGCUUUGUAAAUUAUGAACUGCGAAAUACAAAGAGUUCAGCGCACCUCGUAUUAUAUCUUAAAUGGCAUAUGUAUUGUGCAAUAGCAGCAUAUAAUACGGAAAGUAUAAGCUCAUCGGUAUAAUACAUGUUGUAAUGUAACGGAUGUUACGAACGUGCUACCUCUCAUGUACCUUACAGUCACAAGUCGUUAUGGUAUAGUCAUAAUGAUUGCGUAUACGACUGCUUGUUUUAUUAAAACUCCUGAUCCUUCGUUGCAAUCACAUUGGCUCGCAAUGUCAGAAACGAGAAAUGAGAGAAUAUAAAUUUUUUUUCUUUUAUAAAUUAUGUAAAAAGUUCAUACGAUUUCUCAUUAUCGACGUCAAUACGGUUGCAACGAGGAGACUUACUGCAAAAUCAGUAACUUGAAAAAUAAUUUAAACUGUUAAUGGAAAAAUGUGUGUUUAAAAACAGCUGAUAAAAUGAUCGGUUUUACGAGUAUGCAUUUAAAAGCCGCGUAUCUGUAAGAAAUAACGCUUACUAUAUAUUUGUUCCAAUGCUUCUUAAUUGUUACAUAAUCAACUUUUUUAUACUU